CUAUUUACCGUUUACCGUCUGCCUUCUGCCUUAGUAACGCGCGACACAUUCUUACUAUUCCUACCCCUUCACAACUAUUUUUCUUCCUUCCCCUUUUCUACACAUAUUCAUCCUCUUCAUCCCACAUCCAUCUCAUCUCCAUAAUCGUCCUAUAGUACUACUAUAGACUGUGGCUUUACUCUAUAAUCAACAGGCAUCACACAAAGACGCCCGAGUCAAACCAUCCAAACGUACCUAUACGCGUCGGCUAAGCCAAACAUAAAUCACCAUGGCGCUGGCGGCUGUCUACAAGCAGUUCCUUGCUGCGCCGAACUCGUCACAACUGGCGGACGAUGCUUCCCUCCACUACAUAACCACUACUUCUAGUUACAGAGGUUCAGCCGAAAUACUCAAGCACCUCAACACUACAACCAAGCAGCUCAAGAAGAAGAAGAUGGAAUUUCUUACCGUCAUAGGAGGUCAAAAUGCCAUUGCCGCCGAGGUUGAUACUGUACUUGAGUUUCUCACCAGUGGUGGGCCCUAUCUACCUGGUCUCGACGACAACUUCCUGGCUGAUCGUACUGUUUAUAUUCCCAUUAUGCACAUCGUCACGUUUGAUAACGACGGCAAGAUUCUGCAGAUUCGUCAGUCCUGGGAUCAAGGCUCCCUACUAAAGCAGCUCGAUGUUAUCGGCAAGUCAGGUCGCAAUUGGCCAAUUCGCGACAGCAAAGAACAGAUCAAGUUGAUCGAAACUUGUGUCAAAUCCUCGAGCAAUGGCGCUUCUAGCCAAGACCCUAUUGACCUUGCCGUCCGCGCUCGUGGCAACUCGAACAAUGCCCUACGCGAUCCCCACGCUUCGCUUGCCUUGUUCGCUCCUCGCGAUGAGUCCGACGAUAGCAUUGCCGCCGUUAUCUCCCCUAGGGGUGGAGCCCGGCCGCGACAACGCGAUAUUAUGGAGAUCUUAGGUGACGAGCCAGUCGAAGGUCCUGAUCGCGAUCGAUCAGAAUCGCCAAGCAAAGCGGUUGCCCCCAAAGCUGGCGGUGAGAAGAAGUUCCAGCCAAGCCGCCUAUUUGCGGAUGAAGAAAUCUUGGAAGAAAGUGACCCGAUCGAAGACGUUGCUUCUCCUAAUCGUUUCUACCGCCCCAACCCCAAGAAGUACAGUCACUUUGACUUCGACGACGGCUCUAACGAACCCGAGCAGGUUCCGCUACCAACCGAGACAACCCCUGUAAAGACCAAGCAUACCAGUCAAUGGUCUUUUAAUGACUUCGUUACCCCGCACAAAGUGAAGCCGUCUAAGAUCUUGCAGCAGAAGAAUGUUCGUCAUUGGGGAAAUGAGGAUGAUGAAGUGUUGGAUAGUCCAGAGCGCAAGCCUGUACUCCCUAAACCUCGUCGUGACGCCGAGACCCAUUUCGAAUUCAUAGAUGAUGGUGUUCCUAGUGGCGCGCCUCGUGCUGCACGUCCCCGCGGCGCAACGCAUAACAAUGGGCUUGGCUUGUACAAGAACAAUUUGUACAACGAGGACGGAAAUGGAACACCUCCUGCCAGCGGGCCUCAACCUCUGGGGGCCAUUACGAACUCAAAGGACCGCGGUCGAGAUUUCGAAUCCCACUGGGACAUGACGGACAAAUCGCCAGCCCAAAAGCCACAGUCCAAGCCCGCGGUGGGUGAAGACCGUAAAAAAGCUGUCAAGAUGAUGGAUGCUAACUGGUCGAACUAUGACCAAUCUCCUGUACCAAAGGAAAAAGAAAACAAACCUAUUAGUACGGCUAAAGGUCCUGGACCUGACGGCGAGCGGGGGAUCCAUAUCGGUGGUGACGGAAUGGGCGGCGGGAAAGGCUCCAACCGCAACUGGCUAUUCGGUGACGAUGAUGACGACCAGAGUGCUACGCCAGCGCCCAGGAGAAAGGCCCAGCAGCCUGCAACCGCUACGACCUUCAAUUGGGAUUUCUAGGUCACCUAGCAUAAUUCCCGACGUUGGAAGAGAAACUAAACCAAAUGAUAAUAAUGCGAACAUUACCAGCUAUUAUGUAUGAAAACGCCUAAAUGCCGCUCAUGAAUUACGAGAAGAAGGCAAGAAGAAGCAAGUCUCUCAUGUCUGCGAGGCAAGAGUUAUAGGAUAUUCUCUGGACAGGUGAUUGGCCUUUGAGGUUUGGUUGAGUAUAGGUUCUUGUGAAUUAGCCAUAUUACGGUACCGCGUUAGAUCACUAUUGCAGCAAUAACAACAAGUGGCGGAGUUGACGAUACCAUGGCUAGAAUUAUUCGAGCAACUUAGUUUGCCGCUGUGUACAUUCUAUCGGCUUGCAUAUAAUUAAUUUCCUUGAUUCCGAUUCUUUAGAACCGAUACGCAAUGAGUGCAUAUAAAUACGUUAUCC
Messenger RNA from Daldinia loculata, 2354 nucleotides. RefSeq lists its product as uncharacterized. Lineage: Eukaryota; Fungi; Ascomycota; Sordariomycetes; Xylariales; Hypoxylaceae. The record is from RefSeq and is a predicted model, not a curated record. Bases 269 to 1933 code for a protein of 554 amino acids. The transcript is spliced from 2 exons.